Molecule: messenger RNA, 2568 nt
Organism: Medicago truncatula (barrel medic)
Lineage: Eukaryota; Viridiplantae; Streptophyta; Magnoliopsida; Fabales; Fabaceae
Product: pentatricopeptide repeat-containing protein At3g53170
Exons: 4
Coding region: 25-1494 (489 amino acids)
Molecular function (GO): protein binding; mRNA binding
Source: RefSeq, a predicted model, not a curated record
UUGUUCUAAACAUUUUGUCUGUGGAUGGAGCUUCUCCACCCUUCUCCUCCUUAUCCUCCGUGUAUAACAAUUUCAUGGUCUUCAUCCAUUUCCUCAUCAGCGCCCAUAACCUGUUCGACCAAAUUCCCCAACAAAAACCACUUCCAUUCUUCUUCUUUUCGCGUUUACUCAUUGAAACGCUCUUCCAAGCCUUCAUACGAAGGACUUCAGAAGGAUCCUAAGAAGGACUUGUCCCGCAUUCUUCGAACCGAAGCUGCUAUCAAAGGCGUUGAGAAUAAAGCCAAGUCAUGGAAACAUAAACAGCUUUGGCCUAAGGCUGUUCUUGAAGCUUUGGAUGAUGCUAUCAAAGGGUGUCAGUGGCAGAACGCUCUAAUGAUUUUCGAACUUCUUCGAAAUCAAUAUUGGUAUGAACCAAGAUGCCAAACUUAUACAAAGCUGUUGAUGAUGCUUAGCAAGUGCAAGCAGCCUAAAGAGGCUAGUCAACUCUAUGAAACCAUGUUGUUUGAAGGGCUUAAACCUACUGUUGAUGUCUUAACCGCUCUUGUAAGUGCUUAUGGUCAAAGUGGUCUCUUUCGUCACGCAUUUUCUACUAUUGAAGAUAUGAAAUCAGUUGUUGAUUGCAAACCAGAUGUAUAUACAUAUUCUGUUCUUAUAAGUUGUUGUGCAAAGUUUCGUCGAUUUGAUUUAAUUGAACGCGUUCUUGCGGAUAUGUCAUAUUCGGGCAUUGAAUGUAACAGUGUGACAUAUAAUUCCAUCAUUGAUGGAUAUGGCAAGGCUGGCAUGUUUGAGCAGAUGGAGAAUUCAUUGACAGAUAUGAUUGAAAAUGAAAACUGCCAACCAGAUGUUUUCACGUUGAAUUCUUUGAUAGGAUCAUAUGGAAAUGGUGGGAAAAUUGAUAAGAUGGAGAAGUGGUAUGAUGAAUUUCAGCUAAUGAGCAUAAAGCCAGACAUAAAGACAUUCAACAUGAUGAUAAAGUCGUAUGGCAAAGCAGGCAUGUACGAUAAGAUGAAGAGUGUGAUGGAUUUCAUGGAGAGGAGGUUUUUCGCUCCAACAAUUGUAACAUAUAAUACCGUCAUUGAAGUUUAUGGCAAAGCCGGAGAAAUUGAGAAGAUGGAUAAACACUUUAAAAAUAUGAAGCAUAUAGGAAUGAAACCUAAUUCUGUAACGUAUUGCUCACUUGUCAAUGCGUAUAGCAAAGCUGGGCUUAUUCGCAAAAUUGACUCAAUCUUGAGGCAUGUAGAAAAUUCUGAUGUCAUUUUGGAUACUCCCUUCUUUAAUUGCAUAAUUAGUGCCUAUGGUCAGGUUGGCGACUUAAAAAAGAUGGGUGAGUUAUUCUUGGCAAUGAGAGCAAGAAAAUGUGAGCCUGAUAGGACCACCUUCACUUGCAUGAUCCAGGCUUAUAAUACCCAAGGCAUAACUGAGGCUGCUAAAAAUUUGGAAACCAUGAUGAUUUCUGCCAAAGAUAGCUCAGAUACUAAGCUGAUUGGAUGCUAGCAUAGCCAAUUUUGAUUGCAGACUACACAAUUCUAUUCAUCAAUUUCCACGGUGAUUCCAAUGUGGAAAGAUUUGUAAACUUUAGAAGGGUAUUCAGAAAUGACAACAAUGGGGUGCACAUUGGACUCUGUACGUAUUUGGAUUGAUGCGGAAUCACGGUGUGUCAUCGUAAUUUUAGAAAAAGUUAAAUUUUAAAGCUUCAACAAAGUUAUGGUGUCACCGUGAUUCCAAUCAUGCACCAAGUAACUAAACGUUGAAUUUAUUUAUCACAAUCCAAAAAGUAGUAUCAACCAUACUCAAAGUGUCCUAUUGGUUCACCAGUACCUUAUAAUGCAAUAGAUCCACUCAACCAAUUGGUGAUCCAUUCUUGUGGGGAGUAAUCGAAGUAUGUGAUGGUUGAUGUUUUGUAGUCUAUGCAAAAUCUAGCUACCUUCCUUACCCUUGCAUAAAAAUCCUACCCCAAAAUCUAGCUACAAGCCAAAAUUGAUGUUUUGUAUCCUCGGGUUUGGUUUCUGGCUUGCUGCAAGCCAAAAUUGCUUGUGGGGGGCCUGCUUUUCCCAACUCUGGCUAUUAAAGAAACAUGUGUUAUCGAAAGUGAACUUUUGGACAGUAUAAAUUAGUGAUUUUUCGAGAUGUAGAUAUCCCAAACAGAAAGUUUUUUCCUUACUAUGGGGGAUUGUAUCUCAUCAAGUACAUGGAAAUAUUUAAAUGAAUGAAAAUGUAAACCCUGAAAUGCCGAGGGUCCUGCAAUUAGUUUGAUCAUGCAAUUAGGUUUGUGCUAGGCAACUUCGAGAACUAAGUUGACCAACCUAAUUCGUCCAAUGUGAUUGAUGAUUUUAAUUUCACAUAUUAGUUAGGAAUUUCAUUAAUUUUAAGGACCAAAUUGUUUGAUUAAGUUUAGGGACUAAUAUUAUCAAUCAUAUUUUACAUCGAUAGUUUUUUACAUGUCAUUUUGAUCAUAAUAGGUUGAUAUCACUUAAAAGAGAUAUAGAUUAUCUUUUCUGCAAUAUAGAUGGUCGGUAUCUAUGUUAAUGUUGAUGCUUUUAUACCUUAUGAAAAGUACGUCUUGAAAUA